GUCGCCGGAUAUCCGUCAAGUGACCCUUACAAGUCCUCCUUGAUCCUCAAGUGGAGUCGUUAAGGUUGUUUCUCCUGGUGUGGAGGGCCGAACAGCUUCCUGACAUGGGACUAGAGGACGAACAGAAGAUGCUUACCGGAUCCGGAGACCCCAAAGAGGAAGAAGAGGAGGAAGAAUUAGUGGACCCCCUAACAACAGUGAGAGAGCAAUGUGAGCAGUUGGAGAAGUGUGUAAAGGCCCGGGAGCGGCUAGAGCUUUGUGAUAGUCGUGUGUCUUCCCGAUCACAGACAGAAGAGGAUUGUACAGAGGAGCUCUUUGACUUCUUGCAUGCACGUGACCACUGUGUGGCCCACAAACUCUUUAAUAGGUUGAAGUAACUGCACAGAUCAUCCACCUCAGCCUUGUCACAGGGCAUCAGGAGAAGUUCCUUGUAGUUUUGAACCAUUUGUUUCUAAUGUGUAUUCUGGAGAACUUCAAUGAUUAUGGCAAGUAGCUUCUCUUCCAUGUAAUUAGCAAUUCCAUCUGAAUAAACUGAUCUGCAGAUCUGCUGUUUGUCCUU
Messenger RNA from Cricetulus griseus (Chinese hamster), 559 nucleotides. Lineage: Eukaryota; Metazoa; Chordata; Mammalia; Rodentia; Cricetidae. The record is from RefSeq and is a predicted model, not a curated record.